AGUGGAAAAGUGUAAUGUAAAUCACAAAGUACAAAACUCCGGAAAAAAUUUAGAAAAAACUGGCGAGGUGACCAAUGGUAGGGAGGGUGUGCGUGCGGAGAAAGUCUUCAAUUUGUAUUUUUAAAAUCUAGGGAGCAGCCUCAUCCUCUGUCUCAAAUGGCUCCACCGGCGGGAUAGGAUUCUUAUUCGUUGACUUCUGCUUGCUUCACUUAUCUGUUUCUGUUGGACUACUUGUUUCCUCCUCAAUCGGCGGCAGAUGAUGGCAGAAGAUUGCUGCGCCACCCAAUUGACCCACGGAAACGGAAAGUUCAAUGUCCAGGGGCUCCACAACUUCAUGCUCACUACGAACCUCUCUCAAUGUGGCCUCUCCUAUGCUGUGGUAGCCAUCAUGGGGCCUCAAAGUAGCGGAAAAAGCACGCUAAUGAAUCAUCUUUUCUAUACAAAUUUUAGAGAAAUGGAUGCCUUCAGAGGAAGGAGUCAAACCACCAAGGGGAUUUGGAUAGCAAAGUGUGUAUGUGUUAACCUUUCACAAUUGCCAUGGAUUUGGAGGGUACUGAUGGAAGAGAAAGAGGGGAGGAUGACACUACAUUUGAGAAACAAAGUGCCCUUUUUGCUUUGGCUAUUGCAGACAUUGUUCUUAUAAACAUGUAAGACUCCUCUGGAAUAUUUAGAGCCGAUCUUAAGGGAAGAUAUUCAAAAGGUAAUCGUUUGUAUCUAUUGCUGGUUUUUGAGUUCUUCCUCUUUUUCUCUUCCUUUCCUACUCUUUAUUCUUUUUAUGUUGCAUUUUUAUUGGUGAUGAGUACUUCAGAUAUGGGAUUCAGUUUGUAAGCCUCAAGCCUAUAAAAACACUCCUUUGAG
Messenger RNA from Rubroshorea leprosula, 858 nucleotides. Lineage: Eukaryota; Viridiplantae; Streptophyta; Magnoliopsida; Malvales; Dipterocarpaceae. The record is from the annotation of a GenBank genome assembly.